Molecule: messenger RNA, 5693 nt
Organism: Artibeus jamaicensis (Jamaican fruit-eating bat)
Lineage: Eukaryota; Metazoa; Chordata; Mammalia; Chiroptera; Phyllostomidae
Gene: DHX33
Product: DEAH-box helicase 33
Exons: 12
Coding region: 151-2268 (705 amino acids)
Biological process (GO): positive regulation of transcription by RNA polymerase I
Cellular component (GO): intracellular anatomical structure; nucleolus
Molecular function (GO): RNA binding; ATP binding
Source: RefSeq, a predicted model, not a curated record
UCCUAAAGCCUAGGUGUGGGCCUGAGGUCUCGGGUGGUCGCCGGGAGCCGCUAGCAGGUGGCGGGAGAGGGGCGGAGCGUCCUAGCUGUCUGCUCCCGAGAGCUGCAAAGCUGCCUCCCCUCGCUCCUCCGGUGGUCGUUCCCUGCCGGCAUGCCAGAGGAGGCGGGCUUUCCGCCGGCUAAGAGAUUCCGGCAGGGCUCAGGGCCUGGGAGCCACGCCGGGUCCUGCCCUCCCCAGAGGCGAGUGGUAAUGCUGCUGAGCGCGGGCAGUGCUGGUGGAGGAGGAGGCCGGCGGCGGCAGCCGCCCCUGGCCCAGCCCUCAGCCAGCCCCUACCCCGAGGCUGUGGAAUUCCAGCGCCGGAGUCUACCCAUCUUUCAGGCGCGUGGGCAACUGUUGGCCCAGCUCCGAAACCUGGACAGCGCCAUCCUCAUCGGGGAAACGGGCUCAGGGAAGACAACUCAGAUCCCUCAGUACCUCUAUGAAGCGGGUGUUGGCCGCCAGGGUGUCAUCGCUGUGACCCAGCCUCGUCGCGUGGCUGCCAUCUCUCUUGCUACUAGAGUCUCAGAUGAGAAGAGAACUGAACUUGGGAAGCUGGUUGGUUAUACAGUGCGAUUUGAUGAUGUUACCUCAGAAGACACCAGGAUCAAGUUCCUGACAGAUGGCAUGCUUCUGCGAGAAGCAAUUUCAGACUCCCUGCUUCGGAAGUACAGCUGUGUCAUUUUGGAUGAAGCCCACGAACGGACUAUCCACACAGAUGUGCUCUUUGGAGUGGUGAAAGCUGCACAGAAGAGACGAAAGGAGCUGGGGAAACUGCCACUCAAAGUGAUUGUGAUGUCAGCUACAAUGGAUGUGGACCUGUUCUCUCAGUACUUCAAUGGAGCCCCUGUCCUCUACCUGGAGGGUCGGCAGCAUCCAAUCCAGAUUUUUUACACCAAACAACCUCAGACAGACUACCUGCACGCCGCACUUGUCUCAGUCUUCCAGAUUCACCAGGAAGCCCCUUCUUCUCAAGACAUCCUGGUGUUCCUCACUGGUCAGGAGGAAAUUGAAGCAAUGAGCAAGACCUGCCGAGACAUUGCAAAGCACCUCCCAGAUGGCUGCCCCUCCAUGCUGGUCCUUCCCCUGUACGCCUCCCUGCCCUAUGCUCAGCAGCUCCGUGUCUUCCAAGGGGCCCCAAAGGGCUUUCGCAAAGUGAUCAUUUCAACCAACAUCGCUGAAACCUCCAUAACUAUUACAGGAAUAAAAUAUGUAGUUGACACGGGCAUGGUUAAAGCAAAGAAGUAUAACCCUGACAGUGGCCUGGAAGUGUUAGCUGUGCAGCGGGUGUCAAAGACCCAGGCCUGGCAACGCACAGGGCGCGCUGGCAGAGAGGACAGUGGCAUCUGUUACCGGCUGUACACAGAGGAUGAGUUUGAGAAGUUUGAGAAGAUGACCGUGCCGGAAAUCCAAAGGUGUAACCUGGCGAGUGUGAUGCUGCAGCUGCUAGCGAUGAAAGUCCCCAACGUGCUCACCUUUGACUUCAUGUCCAAACCAUCUCCCGAUCAUGUUCAGGCGGCCAUUGCCCAACUGGACCUGUUGGGUGCUCUUGAACGUAAGGACGACCAGCUUACCCUGACUCCAAUUGGAAGAAAGAUGGCAGCAUUUCCUUUAGAACCCAAAUUUGCCAAAACCAUCCUCCUGUCCCCCAAAUUCCAUUGUACGGAGGAGAUACUGACCAUUGUCUCCCUGCUGUCUGUGGACAGUGUUCUCUACAACCCUCCCUCCCGGCGGGAUGAGGUGCAGGGUGUCCGGAAGAAGUUCAUAUCCAGCGAGGGCGACCACAUUACCCUGCUCAAUAUCUACCGGACCUUCAAAAACAUAGGCAGAAAUAAGGACUGGUGCAAAGAGAAUUUUAUCAACAGCAAGAAUAUGAUGCUAGUAGCUGAAGUCAGAGCACAGCUGAGGGAUAUCUGCUUAAAGAUGUCAAUGCCAAUCAUGUCAUCCCGAGGGGACAUGGAGAAUGUCCGUCGCUGCCUGGCUCAUAGCCUCUUCAUGAGCACUGCUGAGCUUCAGCCAGACGGUACCUAUGCCACCACAGACACUCACCAGCCGGUGGCCAUCCACCCCUCCUCCGUCCUCUUCCACUGCAAGCCUGCCUGCGUCGUGUACACUGAGCUGCUCCACACUAACAAGUGCUACAUGCGAGACCUCUGCGUGGUGGACGCCGAGUGGUUGUAUGAGGCCGCCCCGGAGUACUUCCGGAGGAAGCUGAGAAGUGCCAGAAACUGAGCCACCCCAGGCUGCUGCCUGAACUGGGGCCUGGGAGCUGGGACCACAGCCAUCCCGACAGCAGACUUCCCACCUGGUGCCUAGUGAGGCGGCAGGUUUUAAUGUAGCGGAACAUGCCCAACAUCCUGGAGCUCAUAGGUGUCUUUCUUUAAUGUCUAAAUUCCUUAGACUGAACCAUGUAGGCGUGCACCACUAUUUAUACCUUUGAAACAUCAAAAUUAUGCUUUUGGUUCUUGCUUAGGCAACUUUGGGUGAACGUAGUUAACUUCUGAGCCUCAGUUUCCUCAUGUGCCAAAUGGGGAAGCUAAUAAAACUUGUAGGGUUGGGGUCGUGAGGUUUAGAGAAAAUGGAAGUGCCCAGAGCUGUGCAGCCCACGGUGAACAUGCAACAAAAUGUCGGCUUGGUGUUGCCACACUUUACAUGACGUGAAUUGAGCACAACAAAAUCCCCCAGGUCCUCAAGGCUAAGGGGGACUUUCUAGAAGGGGACCAUAGGAGGUUACAAAGCUCAAGUUUGUCCUUGGAUCUAUUUUAAUGUUUGUCUAAGAAAUUUUUUAAUAGAAAAACCUAAGAAAUUGACAUCUGUAGAUGUUUCAGGAGGGAGGUGCUGUUGUCCUUACCUCGUGGCCUGGCCGCCCCGGCAGAACCUCCUCCUCAGGGAGUGGACCCCUGCUGCCUCCAAGCAGAGAGCAGUGAAGGAGCACUUGUGGGCUGAUGAGCUGUGCAUCUUCCAUCUUGGUGCUUCUGUGGCAGGUGUCCUCACCUGCCCUUUCAGGAGACAUGGAGGUUUCCUGGGUGAAGGCUGAUUUGUAUCUUCUGAAUCAUGUCAAGUAUAAACAUGGGCAAUUGACCUUGGAGGGCAGUGGCCUCCAGGAUACUCAGUUGAUAUUUUUCUCUGGAACUGGGUCCACAUAAGUGAGUGUAAGGAAUGGCUCCGUGCAACAUCUCAGCCAUUUUUCUUCUGGCAGGGUCCCUGGUCAGAGGGCUGGUGGGGGCAGGGAGGUGGGGAGACAGAAGGUCCACAAGAACCAGACGGUACUGACUCAUCCUGUCCACCACAUCUGGUGUUAUAUUUCAGCAUCUUAUUUAUUGUCUUUAUCUUCUUCCUUCUUUGAAGACAAUAUGGCUUUGUUACUCCCUAACUUGACCAAUCAUCACUCUCUAACCCUUAGUUUCUACAUUUCCCAAAGGGAAUUAGAGGGUCUUCUCAAUCUCUUCAUAUCCCACCCCCCCUUUUUUUUUGAGAAGGGAAAAAGACAUCAAAGGUUCUCCUUAGAUAUUUACUUAUCAAAGGUAAAUUAAUGUCUUGUCCUAGAAGUAGCCAAGAUUUAGCCCUUUUAAUGUGCUUAAUUGGUCUAAACAUAUGUGUAGUAUUUUGGUCAUUAUUUAACAAAGUGUUCAUACAGUUUAUGUGCAAAGGGCCAAACUGAGAGAUCCGUCAGAAACAGUGGGCAGUCUCUUUGCUGUGGAUCCGGUGACCUGUACUCCGAGACCAGCCUGCGGAAGCUCCCCACUCCAGGCCUCAUCUCUCCACAUCUGUGUCUGCCAAGUCUGGUCCAGGCUUUCCAGCACUAGCUGUGGCCCUGAGAAGUCAAGCUUUUAUCUGGUGUUCAGGGCACUUGUGAUUUAAUUCUGUUAGAAAUAUUUAUGUUUAGGAUAAAUAGGAUUCAACAGAUCCUGUAUACCCUAUCUCAGCUAUUUUCAACCUUUUUCAUCUCAUGGCACACAUAAACUAAUUACUAAAAUUCUUCAGCACAUAAAAAAUACAUUUUUUGCUAAUUUGACCAAAAAAUAGGUAUAUUUAUUUGUUUUGUUGGCUGUUGACAUUUUUUAAAAUUUGACAACAUAAGGAAAAGAGGUCAGCGUUCUGACUAAAUAGUCAGGUAUUGCAUGCUUUAAAAAUUCUUGCCCUGGACCAGUGUGGUUCAGUGGAUUCAGUGCUGGCCUGUGAACCGAAGGGUCACCAGUUCAAUUCCCAGUCGGGGCACAUGCCUGGGAUGCAGGCGAGGUCCCCAGUGGGGAGCACACAAGACGUAACCACACAUUGAUGUUUCUGUCCCUCACUUUCUCCCUUUCUUUCCCUCUCUCUGAAAAUAAAUAAAAUCUUAAAAGAAAAUGCUUGUGGCACACUGGUUGAAGAUCGCUGCCCUAUCAUAUUACAUACUUAGACUUUUAGCUGAUUCUUCCUCAGAUUGACUGGUUUUUACUGCCACUGACUUUCUGAAAAGUUUUUCAAAUGGUUUUUAAAGAAUAUUUUUCUCAUUUAUUUAAUAUAGGCCUAGGAUGUUCAAUCUGACUUGAUAAAAGAAAAUGUCGUAUUUUUAAUAAAAAUUUCAUCAUGCUGGUGAAACAUUGGGAAUGGGGUGAUUUAUCAUGUUCUUCAGCAAAAUCUCUCUGGGGCAAGUAAAACUUAGAAUAACUUGUGUCCAGUGUUUUUUGUGUUCCUGAAGAGUUUCUGGAAAAUAUAUAUUUUUCUGAACAGGAAUAAGGGAUAAAUAGCUUUUAAGUAAAUGUAAAUAGCUUCUAAUUAGCUUUAAUGUUUAAUGUUUCUGUACAGAAAUAUGUUUAUCACUGUAACAUUCUGGUAGUUUUAAUACAAUAGUUUUCUAUUGGGCUUUUUAAAAAGUUAAUUUUUAACAUAGCUGCUCAGGGAUUAAAUCAGAUUGGAAAACCCAUCUGAGUUCACACAUAUUGAGCUGCAGGGGGAUAAUACAUUUUAAACUUAAACUUUCUUAAGAAAGUUAAAUGUUUCACGAUGAUGUUGCAAUAUAAUCUUGAGCUACUCUUUUUCAAUUGGUGAAGUCUCUAAUGGUGUGACACCUCUUUUCCUCUCUGUGAAAUCCAUACCUGGUUGAGUCACUAGCUCCCAUGAGCAGCUUCAUGUAAAUAGAUGCACUCCAAGCAGAUUGCAUGUCUCAGGUGUUGGUUUUCUAUUUCUCACGGUCCUGGAGUGUGGGAAAGCCAGAGCAACAGAUUUCAUUGCAGGGAAAGAACUGUAGUGUUCUUUCCUUCUGACACCUGGUCCUUGUUAAGAACUGUUACUUAAUGUUGCACCUCUGCCGGUUGUAAAGAGAUUCCAGGAUGGAGAUGAGUUUUUUCUCUGUGGGGUAAACCUUUCUGUAUUGUGAUAUGUAAAUCCAUUUAAUCCAGGCUAUCAAGAACCGCUUGGAACUGUGGCUAGGCAGCUAAGAUACCAUCCUGAGCAUUUACGGGAACACUGCAUCUGUGGGGAAGCAAGGAUUCCAUUAAGCUUUAUUUGAUCAGAAUAUGAUAAUUUGCAGAGGGGAAAAACGAAUUGGUCCAGGUUUAUGUUGUAUUUUGAGAAUCUAGUUUUGUUCAAAUAGACAUAGCUCUAUAGAAACAUCAGUUCUUGUAUGUAAUGCUCGAAUUCGCACGACUACCAAUUCAUUAAAAGUGAAUCUUAUA